CAGCACAAAUUUAAUUAAUGCAAACCUUUGCUUUGAACAGACAUCUUACAGGUGUUUCCAGAUGGCUGCUAACUUGACUUUCAUGCAGUCAGUAUCAUCAACAAAUAGAACAUUUAUUCUUCCCUCCAGCUUUUACAUCAUGGGACUUUACAAUGUCCCACAUGCACAGUAUUACUAUGUGUUUCUGUGUUUUGUGUAUGCAGUGACUGUUUUAGGGAAUUUCUUUAUAAUGGGCACCAUAUAUCUGGCACACAGCUUACACACUGCUAAAUAUAUAGCUGUCUUCAAUCUGGCCUUGUGUGAUCUGUGUGGAAGCUCUGCUCUCAUUCCAAAGCUUCUGGACAUGUUUCUGUUUGAGAAUCAGUACAUAUCUUAUGAAGCCUGUCUAGCAAACAUGUUUUUUGUUUAUGUCUUUAUGACCAUGCAAUCUCUUAAUCUGCUUGCUAUGGCCUACGACAGGGUAAUUGCUAUAUGUUGUCCACUAAGGUAUUAUGCAAUUGUCACCAAGCCAGCAAUGACUUUAAUCAUCUGUGUUAUGUGGAUUCUUUCUAUAAGUGUCAAUGCUGUACUUAUCGGUCUAAUAACCAGACUGUCCUUCUGUAGAUCUACUACAGUUAACAGCUAUUUCUGUGAUCAUGCCCCUGUUUAUAAACUUGCCUGUAAUGAUAACUCUAUGAAUUCCAUAAUGGGCUAUGUCUGUAUGGCUGCACUGCUUUAUAUUCCAUUGAUACUCAUAGCUCUCUCAUAUGUUUGUAUUGGUUUUGCAUUACAGAAGAUCUCACAGGGUGUUGAGCGAAUCAAAGCUAUAAAAACCUGCACUUCCCAUGUCAUAUUAGUGGCCAUGUUUUAUCUACCAAUUAUUGGUAUUUACACGGCAGGUCUUACAACAUCUAUAAAUACAAAUGUCAGAAUAAUCAAUACUGCUCUGACGCAAGCAAUUCCACCCAUGUUAAACCCCAUCAUAUAUACUCUCAAAACAGAAGAGGUAUUGCAGUCUAUUAAAGCAAUCUACAAACAAACUAAGGUGAAUUCUUCAAUGGAGAAAGCUGUGAAAAAGACUGUUAGAAAUUGA
Molecule: messenger RNA, 1072 nt
Organism: Pygocentrus nattereri (red-bellied piranha)
Lineage: Eukaryota; Metazoa; Chordata; Actinopteri; Characiformes; Serrasalmidae
Product: olfactory receptor 1496-like
Exons: 1
Coding region: 62-1072 (336 amino acids)
Biological process (GO): G protein-coupled receptor signaling pathway
Cellular component (GO): membrane
Molecular function (GO): olfactory receptor activity; G protein-coupled receptor activity
Source: RefSeq, a predicted model, not a curated record